This is a messenger RNA of Ogataea polymorpha, 1207 nucleotides long. RefSeq lists its product as uncharacterized. NCBI's taxonomy places the organism in Eukaryota, Fungi, Ascomycota, Pichiomycetes, Pichiales, Pichiaceae. Bases 59 to 646 code for a protein of 195 amino acids. The record is from RefSeq and is a predicted model, not a curated record. The transcript has a single exon.
GUUUGCGCUGCAGGUCCGUCAGCCUGUGCCGUCUUUGAGAACCAAGUUUCACCAUAAUAUGCAGUUUCGACGCAAAGCGGAGUCAAGAAUCAAACUGCUGCGACAGAUAAUACCCAGUGAGUACAUGCUAGACGACUAUCUACUAUAUUACUGCAUUUACUUCAGAGACCACGCUCGUCUCAAGACACGGCUCCAAGGAGUAGGUGGCAGCGACGUGCGCAUAGACCUCGAAAAUAUACAAAUAUUGGGGAGACUGAUAUUAAGAAAAAGGAUAUACAUGUACUUAUUUAACGAGGCGCUGAAUGUCGAACAAGCAAGCCCAGCAGAUGACCUUUUUGACUUCCCAAGAACUUUGCGACGCAUGUCCAACGUGCACAACCGCAGGGAGUUUAUAGACCAGUUUUUACGAGCAUUUGAGACCGAUUUCAAGCUGGAUAGAUUAUCUGAAGAUCAACAGGUGGUCAAGCUCGAACAGCACACGAGACCAACCAUUUUGCUCUAUGUGAUUGGGUUCAUUCACUGCCAGUACGGAGAGCAAAUGGGCGCAGAAUUCGUCGACGAAUUCGUUAUCAAGGGUCGUCUCGCAAAGACAUACUCUCAUCGCGGGCUGCUAGAAAUAGCCAAAGACAACAGACCUCAAUUCUGAUGCUGACAUUCAAGACUGACCAAAAGGCUUUGGUUCCCAGAGCUCAUGUUUUUCGAAAAGGAACAGCGACUCAGACUUUUGUUUCUUCAACGCUGGUUGCGACGAAAGAUCCGAUAUAUAGAAUGUGCGCAUGAAUUUUAUUUGAUCGUUCACCUUCAUUGUAAGCUUUGUGUGCUCCAAAAGCUGUUUGUGUUGACUCAGUGUUUCUAGAAGUGUGGCUGUGGACUCUAGCGGAUGUUUUGUUAGCAGCGCAAAAAUCACCCCUACCGAUUGAGUGUUGAGGAACUUGCUGUAGAUGGAGUUCCUGCUGAAUGUAAGGCCGUUUGAGAGAAAGUACUGCAACCACUGUGUGCGCUGCGCGGAAAAGAGCUCAUCUUUAGUGUCAGCAGCCAGAAAAGUUUGGAACAGCCCCAGUACCACGUCGUAACCAAGUUCUUCCAGGAUCGGCUUGUAAAGCAAUCUGAUACCGUUCACUUUUUUCUCAUUGAGCGGUGUUUUCAGCACCAAGCAGUUCUGGUACACCAUAUAGUUUAAUAACACGUCUUCCUUGACGCUUUUCAG